AGUAUUACUCUAAACCUAAAAAAAAUUUAAAAAAAAUAAAAAAAAAACAUUUCUUAGCAUUCAACAAAAAAUGAGCAGUUUGUUGGACAGUUUGAAGAACAUGUCCAUUGAGAAUGGGGACCUAUUUUAUUGGGCAGCACAAGCCUGUCCUGUUUUGAACACUCCAGUAGACUGGAAAGAGACCCCUGAAUCUCAUAUCUUUGUGCUUGAUCUUCCUGGUGUUAAUAAAGAUGCUGUUAAGAUUGAGUUUGAUCAAGACAGAGUCCUCCAAAUUAGCGGGGAUAAAGGUCUUCAGGAGUCUCGAGAAGGCGAGAAAUGGCAUCGAAUUGAACGGAUUCAGGGUAAGUUUUGCAGGAGAUUUCAACUGCCAGAGAAUGUUAAGGUCGAUGACGUAAGGGCUAAUAUGGAGAAUGGUGUGCUUAAGGUCGUGGUUCCUAAACACGAGGUUAAGAAACCCGAAAAGAAGGUUAUUGAGAUCAUGGAGAAGUGAUCAUGGAUUAUAAUCUAUAUAAGGAAGAAAAGAUUCAAGUAUGAUGAACUCGUGUAUGUAUGUGUGUGUUAUAUCUGCAAUCUGAAUAAUAUGAUGUAUCAGUUGAUGUUUCGUCAGUAAUGUUAUGUGUUUUUAAGUGUAUUUAUGGUGUAAUGUUUUGUUUAUAGAGUAUGCUCUCUUUUAAGUU
Molecule: messenger RNA, 677 nt
Organism: Amaranthus tricolor (Joseph's coat)
Lineage: Eukaryota; Viridiplantae; Streptophyta; Magnoliopsida; Caryophyllales; Amaranthaceae
Product: class I heat shock protein-like
Exons: 1
Coding region: 71-490 (139 amino acids)
Biological process (GO): response to heat; response to hydrogen peroxide; response to salt stress
Source: RefSeq, a predicted model, not a curated record